Messenger RNA from Humulus lupulus (European hop), 1389 nucleotides. RefSeq names its product transcription factor HEC3-like. Gene Ontology annotation, biological process: regulation of DNA-templated transcription. Bases 89 to 1018 code for a protein of 309 amino acids. Lineage: Eukaryota; Viridiplantae; Streptophyta; Magnoliopsida; Rosales; Cannabaceae. Gene Ontology annotation, molecular function: protein dimerization activity; DNA-binding transcription factor activity. The record is from RefSeq and is a predicted model, not a curated record. The transcript has a single exon.
CCCCUUUAAUAAUUCUCUCUCUCUCCCCCUUAUUUUCUGUACUAUAAUAGAGAAAAACAAAAAGUUCAUACCCCGAGGCAUAUAUGCCAUGGACAUGAAUAACCACACUGCUGCUUAUAAUGAUAAUAAGUUGUUUACUUCAAACAACUCAUCCUCGGCAGCUUACUGGGAUCUACAGACGGCCGCCAUGGAACAUCAUCACCACAAUAUCCUCUCUUCCCAGCAUCAUAAUCAUCAAAUUCCCACCACCAUUUCUGGUCAUCAUCAUCAUCAUAGUACUUCUUCUCUCUGGCCAAACUUCACCCAUCUUCAACAUCAAUCACCUUCAUUAGCAUCACCAUCACCAUCAUCCCUUUUAAACAUGACCACUGACCAUAAUAAAUACCAUCAUCCUCAUGUAGCAGUAGAAGAUAAUCAAGAUCAGGCAAACGAUGAGCAUGGUUAUGAUGACCAGGAGGAAGAGGAGCUGGGAGCCAUGAAGGAAAUGAUGUACAAGAUUGCGGCGAUGCAGCCGGUGGACAUCGAUCCGGCCACCAUUCACAAACCUAAGCGGCGGAACGUCCGGAUAAGCGACGACCCCCAGAGCGUCGCGGCACGCCAUCGCCGCGAGAGGAUAAGCGAGAGGAUUCGAAUCCUCCAGCGCCUCGUCCCCGGCGGGACCAAGAUGGACACGGCCACCAUGCUCGACGAGGCCAUUCGCUACGUGAAGUUCUUAAAGAGACAAAUCCGUCUUCUCCAAGCCAAUGACCAUAUUGACCCUCAACAACAGGGACUGGUGCAAAUUAGUUCCACUAGUACUACUGCUAACACUAAUUCUACUACAGCAACUCAGCCCCUAGCCUCCGCUAACAAUUGGGGCACUGCUGCUCAAGGCCAAUAUGGCUCCGCUACCACGGCUCCGGAUCCGCCAAGCUUUGGUGUCUUCGGCCGCGGUGGCGGCAGUGGAAGCUUACUGGGAGAAACCUUAUUUUAUAACACGGGGUUUAAUCAUCAUCAUGACCAGGUAAUUAGUGAGUAACAUUCAUUAAUAAAUAGUUAUUAGAAAUAGUCAUGUGACAAUUGUUAUUAAUUAUAAAUUUGAAGUGUAUGUCUAUUAUUAUUUGUAUUGGUGGUGAAAUUAAUCAUUAUAAUUAUUAUUAGUAGUAGUGUGUUUGUGUUAUUUUUGGAGAGGAAUAGGUGAAGGAAGGGGAGAGAGGUUAUGAUCUUCGAAAAAGUAGAGAGAAAGAGGUAGCUAGCUGUUAGGAUAUUGUUGACUAAAGCGGCCGGAGAAUAAUCAUAACGGUUGGGUUGGAUUACGUAGCAGUGCAUAUAAAGAUAUAUAUAGUAAAUAAAAACUAUAUAUUAUAAUCUGGCCGGAAAGUUUGUUUGGCCGUCUCCCCUCUGGGUUAA